CUUCCACGUCGCUCUUCCAUUGAGUCGCACCUGAAAUCUUGUCAUUCCUCAGAAACUCACUUGACUGAGACAGGUAUUUAGUCCUUUAAGCUCAUUUCUACAACAAAAGGUGUCCGUUAACCUCAAGAAGGAUGAAUAACUUCUGCAAAGCAGCGAUUGUCCUGAGUGCUUUUAUCGCAGCAGCACAAUGUCUGACCUGUCGUCAGUGCUACAUCGGUGUAUUUGGGACUUGUCUGUUUGGAAACGACGUCACGUGUAAUAAUGCAACUGAGAGCUGCUUCCGUGGAGAAGCACAGUUCAAUGCUACGGGAUCGCUGACCCUGCACAGCCGCGGCUGCCUGGACUCCGACCUGUGCGAGAAGACGCUGACUGGGAGCAUCCUGGGUGCUGGUUACACCAGCACUUUCCAGUGUUGUACAAAAGAUCUGUGCAAUGGAGCCACGUCCGUCCAGCUCCCUCUGGCUGUGGCCCUUUGUGCGGCCAUCCUGUCCUCUCUGUGGGGCAUGUGGGAGUUGUAGUUUUACAUGAUCUGCCUGUUUCCACAGCUCCCUAAGUGGAUUUAUUGUACGGCUACUGUGUCAUUAUCAUUAAAAUAACAAAAUGCAGUUUCGGGGCUAUAGCUAUCAUCGAAGACGCUGGGGUCUUGUUUUUCGUGAUUAUUUUAUUUUAUUUUGUGUUGUUUAUUUUAUGUAAGCUUAAGUGAUUUUUCAUUCUGCAGUUAUUGUGUUAGGUUGAUCAAAAAAUGAACAAAUUAGUAAAGAACUCAGUAAUUCAGCUCCAGAAUUUAACUCCUGGUAGGGCGGAGAGUGCUUCAGAAAAGCUUUGGGAAAGAAAACAGUAAUGUUUUAUUUUAGGCAUCCCUAAUUUCCUAAUAAUUUCUUGCAAUGUAAACUUGUAAAAAUAGAACAGUGUACUGAAAAAUCAAAACAGUUUUUUUGAUAUUUUUGAGAAUUUUUGUCUCUAAACCAUGGCCUUGAAGACACUGAUGAAAUCUAUUCAUGGAAAUGUGCAGUGACACUGCCGCAGAUCAUGAAUUAGUCAUAAAGUCUAAACUGAAGGGUGUGGGCCACAUGCAUGCUACAUGGAAAAGUCAAUAUUGUGAAACAGGGUGAACUGUUUUUCUUAAAAACACAACCAGUGGGCAGGAGAAGCUAUUAUUAUUCACACAGACACACAACAGGUGUGUUUGCACCUUUAACGAAUCCGGGGGUUUAAAAAGAUCGGUGCUGACUUGUUGUCAACACAGGCAACAUGGAGAUCUGUUUAAUCCUGUUUCACCACCCUACUUGAAGUAAUUUCAAAACCCUACAAUGCCCUCUAGUGCACAGUUCCACAACCUCUUCAUCUUGUCUACGUGCUAUGAAAAUAAGAACCUUCUGCACAAUUGACACCUCAGUUAUCUCAAAGUUUUAAACCCCCUUUAUGACUGACUUGAGAUUUUUUUUGCCAUUAAAUAAUAGUUAUCCACAACUUCAACAAACCUAAUCAAAAAGACUGAAAUCUCAACCAUUUCAAACAGCUGCCAGCUUUUCUCUGUACCUUUGUUUUUUCUUUUAAAAGUUUACAGCCUUCUCAUCUGUGUUGUCUUAAAUGUUGAAUGUAAAAGUUUGCUUGCAACUUAUGGAAACAGUUAAUAAGUAAAAUAAAAUAAAAUAAUACAAUUUUAAAUAAACUCUAAACAAUCUGUA
Messenger RNA from Chelmon rostratus (copperband butterflyfish), 1688 nucleotides. RefSeq names its product ly-6/neurotoxin-like protein 1. The record is from RefSeq and is a predicted model, not a curated record. The coding region runs from base 132 to 518 and encodes 128 amino acids. Lineage: Eukaryota; Metazoa; Chordata; Actinopteri; Chaetodontiformes; Chaetodontidae. The transcript has 3 exons.